AUGGCAACGCAGCUUGACAUCAUCUUGCCAAUCGCCGUGGCCAGUCCAGAUGAAAGCCGGCUCCAGCUCUGCCCGCGUCGCGCCUACGAAUUUGUCGGGACUUGCCCGUCGCCUACAACGGAUCUGUUCUCAACCGACGUGUUCUUGCGGCUCUCCCAAGAGGACGAGAGUAUUCGGGCGGCUCUUGUUCUUAUUGGCGACGUGUAUGUCAUCAAUAGCCAACAGCCAGCGCAGAGCCAACAGGGGGAUGUGCUCAUGGAGACGGAGCAAAACGAGCUCUAUGCCACGAUUCAAACGCGCACCCAAAAGCCCGACGCGCAUACUGACCCUUCCCUGUUUCUGUUGACUCUCCUGUUUUGUAUCACGCGGAUCUUGGACCAGGUCGCCUUCUACAUUGUGCACCCUCGUGGUCCUGAUAGACUUUCGACACAGUUUGACAAAUCUACACUUCUGGUAUUUCGAUUUCUUCAAGGAGUAGGAAAACUAAUGCGCGAUGAAUGCACGACGUUUGCAAAUGCAGAAUGGUGCAAAACAUAUCAAGACGUCAAGGUGGGCGGGGUUCCUAUCAACAGGGAACAGGAUACGUGGUUCUUCGAGUGUGCCUAUUUUUCUGAUUCAAUUUCCAUGUCUCGUAUUUGUCUUGAUCAAGAGAGGCGGUUUACUCGCGUUCCUGAGUUCGUCCAUGACGCAAUGGACUGUACCUGCUCGGACUGUGCCGAGGCCUCAACUUACUUCAAGCACCUAGCAACAGGGCAAAAUAUCAUGCGGCAAGCUGUAGAGCUCCUCGAGUCUAUUGACAGGUUUGACGAAAUGUUAAGCGGCUCAAAACUCGCUCACGACUCAGCGUAUGACAUGUUCCACGCCCAUUCAUUGUGUCUGAGGAUAGGUACACUUCGGCUAUUUUCCCACUUCCUCUGGCAAAAGGCUCCUUUCUCCGAAGAGGCUUUGCGUGAGUCAGGUAUCCAGGCUUACGCACAAACUUCCUUGAACCACGUCGGGAACAGAUUGCAGUAUUGUGGGCUCGAGGCCGUGAUUCAUAUUCAGCAUCUUGUAGUCAUUGGAAUUGAAGUGCGGGACCUAGCGAGCAGACAUCUCGUUACCUCGUUGUUGCAGAAGAUUAGAAGUCAAGGGUUUAUAAUUGCAGAAGUCUAUAUUGCAGACUUGCAACUGGCUUGGGAGGCAGUUACAGGCGCUUCGGGUCCUGCUACUUGA
Fusarium oxysporum Fo47 is the source of this 1212-nucleotide messenger RNA. RefSeq lists its product as uncharacterized. The transcript has 3 exons. NCBI's taxonomy places the organism in Eukaryota, Fungi, Ascomycota, Sordariomycetes, Hypocreales, Nectriaceae. Bases 1 to 1212 code for a protein of 403 amino acids. The record is from RefSeq and is a predicted model, not a curated record.